AUGGCAGUCCUAGAUUACGACUCUGGGGAGCCUGGCACGCAGCUCCACUACUUGAUUCCUGGUCUUGCUGGUCGCCCGGCUCGCGACCCUCGCCUACCCCUGUACAAGAACGACCAGCCCCUUAUCUUUGGAAUGCUGAUAAUCGUCUGCUUUGGUCUCGGUCUCGGUCUCAUGCCUGGCACCGUCAUUGGGCUCUUGGCCCUCGCUGUACCCCUCGGCGGUACUAUCGGCCUGGUCAUCAUGUCCACCGUCUUCAAUAACAUUCCUGACCUCAAUGCCAAUAUAAAUCUGGCUUAG
Molecule: messenger RNA, 297 nt
Organism: Geosmithia morbida
Lineage: Eukaryota; Fungi; Ascomycota; Sordariomycetes; Hypocreales; Bionectriaceae
Product: Fungal trichothecene efflux pump (TRI12)
Exons: 3
Coding region: 1-297 (98 amino acids)
Source: RefSeq, a predicted model, not a curated record